CGCAGGGGCGGGGCGGGGCGGGGCGCCGCAUCCCCGUGACGCGCCGGCCAACCAGGCGGCGUUGCGGCCCCGGGCCCGCUCCGCCGCCGCCUCCCGCCCUCUUGCCGCCGCCGCCGCCGCCGCCGCCAGCAGCAGCCGCCAGCAGCCGGGCCCGUCCGCCCGCCCGCCCGCCGCAUGGCGCUCCGGGGCUUCUGCAGCGCCGAUGGCUCCGACCCCUUCUGGGAGUGGAGUGUCACAUGGAACACCAGCAACCCCGACUUCACCAAGUGCUUUCAGAACACCGUCCUCGUGUGGGUGCCUUGUUCUUAUCUCUGGGUCUGCUUCCCUUUCUACUUCCUCUAUCUCUGCCACCAUGACCGGGGCUACAUUCAGAUGACAUAUCUCAACAAAACCAAAACUGCCUUGGGAUUUUUGCUGUGGAUCGUCUGCUGGGCAGACCUCUUCUACUCUUUCUGGGAAAGAAGUUGGGGCAAAUUCCUGGCCCCAGUGUUUCUGGUCAGCCCAACCCUCUUGGGCAUCACUAUGCUGCUUGCUACCUUUUUAAUUCAGCUCGAGAGAAGGAAGGGAGUCCAGUCCUCGGGGAUCAUGCUCACUUUCUGGCUUGUAGCCCUACUGUGCGCCCUUGCCAUCUUGAGAUCCAAAAUCAUGACUGCCUUAAAAGAGGGUGCUGAAAUGGACGUGUUUCGCGAUGUCACUUUCUACAUUUACUUUUCCCUCGUGCUGAUUCAGCUCGUGUUGUCCUGCUUCUCGGACCGAUCGCCCCUGUUCUCUGAAACCAUCCAUGACCCCAACCCCUGCCCGGAAUCCAGUGCCUCCUUCCUGUCCAGAGUCACCUUCUGGUGGAUCACAGGGUUGAUGGUCCGGGGCUACCGCCAGCCCCUGGAGAGCGCUGACCUCUGGUCCCUGAAUAAGGAGGACACCUCAGAGCAAGUCGUGCCCGUUUUGGUUAAGAACUGGAAGAAGGAGUGUGCCAAGUCCAGAAGGCAGCAGGCGAAGAUCGCGUACUCCUCCAAGGAUCCCGCCAAGCCGAAAGGGAGCUCCCAGGUGGACGUGAACGAGGAGGCCGAGGUUUUGAUUGUCAAGUCCCCUCAGAAGGGCCGGGAGCCGUCUCUGUUCAAGGUGUUAUACAAGACCUUCGGGCCCUACUUCCUCAUGAGCUUCUUAUUCAAGGCCCUCCAUGACUUGAUGAUGUUUGCCGGCCCGGAGAUCUUAAAAUUGCUCAUCAACUUCGUGAACGAUACGACGGCCCCGGACUGGCAGGGCUACUUCUACACGGCGCUGCUGUUCGUCAGCGCCUGCCUCCAGACCCUCGUGCUGCACCAGUAUUUCCACAUCUGCUUCGUCAGCGGCAUGAGGAUCAAGACGGCCGUCAUCGGGGCCGUCUACCGGAAGGCCUUGGUGAUCACCAAUUCAGCCAGAAGGUCUUCCACGGUCGGGGAGAUCGUCAACCUCAUGUCCGUGGAUGCCCAGAGGUUCAUGGACCUGGCCACGUACAUCAACAUGAUCUGGUCAGCCCCUCUGCAGGUCGUCCUUGCCCUCUACCUCCUGUGGCUGAAUCUGGGCCCCUCCGUCCUGGCCGGAGUGGCUGUGAUGAUCUUCAUGGUUCCCGUCAACGCCGUGAUGGCCAUGAAAACCAAGACCUACCAGGUGGCCCACAUGAAGAGCAAAGACAAUCGGAUUAAGCUGAUGAAUGAGAUUCUCAACGGGAUCAAAGUGCUAAAGCUGUACGCAUGGGAACUGGCCUUCAAAGACAAGGUGCUGGCCAUCAGGCAGGAGGAGCUGAAGGUGCUGAAGAAAUCGGCCUACCUGGCAGCCGUGGGGACCUUCACCUGGGUCUGCACACCUUUCCUGGUGGCCCUGUCUACAUUUGCCGUCUACGUGACUGUCAAUGAGAACAACAUCCUGGAUGCCCAGAAAGCUUUCGUGUCCUUGGCCUUGUUCAACAUCCUCCGGUUUCCCCUGAAUAUUCUCCCCAUGGUCAUCAGCAGCAUCGUGCAGGCGAGUGUCUCCCUCAAACGCCUCAGGAUCUUUCUGUCUCACGAGGAGCUGGAGGCCGACAGCAUCGAGCGGAAGCCUGGCAAAGACGGUGGGGGCACAAACAGCAUCACUGUGAAGAAUGCCACGUUCACAUGGGCCAGGAGUGACCCUCCAACGCUGAAUGGCAUUACCUUCUCCGUUCCGGAAGGUUCCUUGGUGGCCGUGGUGGGCCAGGUGGGCUGUGGAAAGUCGUCUCUGCUCUCAGCACUCCUGGCCGAGAUGGACAAGGUGGAGGGCCACGUGUCUGUCAAGGGCUCAGUGGCCUACGUCCCCCAGCAGGCCUGGAUUCAGAAUGAUUCUCUCCGAGAAAAUAUCCUUUUCGGACGCCCGCUCCAGGAACGGUAUUACAAGGCAGUGAUCGAAGCCUGUGCCCUCCUCCCAGAUCUGGAGAUCCUGCCCAGCGGGGACCGGACGGAGAUUGGCGAGAAGGGCGUGAACCUCUCUGGGGGCCAGAAGCAGCGUGUGAGCCUGGCCCGGGCCGUGUACUGUGACUCUGACAUCUACCUCUUCGAUGACCCCCUGUCGGCGGUGGAUGCCCAUGUGGGAAAACACAUAUUUGAAAAUGUGGUUGGCCCCAAGGGGAUGCUGAAGAACAAGACACGGCUCCUGGUCACACACAGUAUCAGCUACCUGCCCCAGGUGGAUGUCAUCAUCGUCAUGACCGGAGGCAAGAUCUCCGAGAUGGGCUCCUACCAGGAGCUGCUGGCCCGGGACGGGGCCUUCGCCGAGUUCCUGCGCACGUACGCCAGCACCGAGCAGGAGCAGUCCGAGCAGGAUGACGGCAUCAGUAGUCCCGGGAAGGAGACGAAGCAGAUGGAGAAUGGCAUGCUGGUGACGGACGUCGCGGGGAAGCAGCUGCAGAGACAGCUGAGCAACUCUUCCUCCUACAGCGGGGAUGUUAGCCGCCACCACACGAGCACCGCCGAGCCGCAGAAAGCUGGAGCCCGGGACGAGGACGCGUGGAAGCUGGUGGAGGCAGACAAGGCUCAAACGGGGCAGGUCAAGCUGUCCGUGUACUGGGACUACAUGAAGGCCAUCGGACUGUUCAUCUCCUUUCUGAGCACCUUCCUUUUCUUGUGCAACCACGUUGCUGCCCUGGCUUCAAACUAUUGGCUCAGCCUCUGGACUGAUGACCCCAUCGUCAACGGGACCCAGGAGCACACCAAAGUCCGGCUGAGCGUCUACGGCGCCCUGGGCAUUUCGCAAGGUAUCUCCGUGUUCGGCUACUCCAUGGCGCUGUCCAUCGGGGGGAUCUUCGCUUCCCGCCGCCUGCAUCUGAACCUGCUCCAGAACGUGCUCCGGUCCCCCAUGAGCUUCUUCGAGCGGACCCCCAGCGGGAACCUGGUGAACCGCUUCUCCAAGGAGCUGGACACGGUGGACUCGAUGAUCCCUCAGGUCAUCAAGAUGUUCAUGGGCUCCCUGUUCAACGUCAUUGGCGCCUGCACCAUCAUCCUGCUGGCCACGCCCAUCGCUGCCAUCAUCAUCCCGCCGCUGGGCCUCAUCUACUUCUUCGUGCAGAGGUUCUACGUGGCCUCGUCCCGGCAGCUGAAACGCCUCGAAUCCGUCAGCCGCUCCCCAGUGUAUUCCCACUUCAAUGAGACCCUGCUGGGGGUCAGCGUCAUCCGCGCCUUCGAGGAACAGGAGCGCUUCAUCCGCCAGAGCGACCUGAAGGUGGACGAGAACCAGAAGGCCUAUUACCCCAGCAUCGUGGCCAACAGGUGGCUGGCCGUGCGGCUGGAGUGCGUAGGCAACUGCAUCGUCCUGUUUGCUGCCCUGUUCGCCGUGAUCUCCAGGCACAGUCUCAGCGCCGGCUUAGUGGGCCUCUCGGUGUCCUACUCACUGCAGGUCACCACGUACUUGAACUGGCUGGUUCGCAUGUCGUCCGAGUUGGAGACCAACAUCGUGGCCGUGGAGAGGCUGAAGGAGUAUUCGGAAACGGAGAAGGAGGCUCCCUGGCAAAUCCCCGAGACGGCUCCGCCCAGCACCUGGCCUCAGGUUGGCCGAGUAGAAUUCCGAGACUACGGCCUGCGUUACCGGGAAAACCUGGACUUGGUUCUCAAGCACAUUAACGUCACCAUCGAUGGAGGGGAGAAGGUUGGCAUCGUGGGGCGGACAGGAGCUGGGAAGUCAUCCCUGACCCUGGGCUUGUUUCGGAUCAAUGAGUCUGCUGAGGGAGAGAUCAUUAUCGACGACAUCAACAUAGCCAAGAUUGGCCUACAUGAUCUGCGCUUCAGGAUCACCAUUAUCCCACAGGACCCUGUUUUGUUUUCGGGUUCCCUGCGCAUGAACCUGGACCCGUUCAGCCAGUACUCCGAUGAAGAAGUCUGGACGUCCCUGGAGCUGGCUCACCUCAAGGACUUUGUGUCAGCCCUUCCCGAUAAGCUGAACCACGAGUGUGCAGAAGGCGGGGAGAACCUGAGCGUUGGGCAGCGUCAGCUGCUGUGCCUGGCCCGGGCUCUGCUGAGGAAGACAAAGAUCCUGGUCUUGGAUGAGGCCACCGCGGCCGUGGACCUCGAAACCGAUGACCUCAUUCAGUCUACCAUCCGGACGCAGUUUGACGACUGCACUGUCCUGACCAUUGCUCACCGGCUCAACACCAUCAUGGACUACACAAGGGUAAUCGUCCUAGACAAAGGAGAAAUCCGGGAGUGUGGCCACCCCUUGGACCUCCUGCAGGAGAGAGGUCUUUUCUACAGCAUGGCCAAAGAUGCUGGCCUGGUGUGAGCCCCAGAGCUGGUGCAUCUGGUCGGAAUUACAGGGCUGACAGGGCAGCAUCCAGGGAUGAGGCGCUGUUCUGGGGAACCCAAGCCUCCUGUCUACUGAAACCAAAAAGAAAAAAGAAAAAAAAAAACAAAAAACAUAAAAAUGAAAACACACACAAAGCAGCCUGUCUGGCCCCCAACCUGGAACUGACCAUGAAGAACCAGGAGAGACCCAGAGAUGCAGCCCCCCCCCCCCCAAACACUCCCACCCUCACCUCCAUUGCCCCUCCAAGAUGUACAUACGUUCUCACGCCCCUGGGAGUGCACACUUGUGCUCUUGGUGCUUUGUUAGGUUUGGUGGCCAGACAGCCGGAGAAAUGGGUUUCGUAAAAUAUGCUAGUGACCAAAUCCAGCCAACUGCCUCAGAUCUCUCCAGCCAAAGUCUGUGGAUUCCGUCUUUGAGAAGCUCGCUGGCCCCCGACAGCUGCCCGUGGCGCCUCUGACAUCCUUCCUUGUCUGGCUCCUCCCAGAAUGCUUUGUUUCCUCGGGGCUGCAGGUGGGAGGUGAGGGGCCUGGGAAGAUCAUUCUCACCCUCGGGCAGUACCUUGAGGGCCAAGGACUCUCCUGUCACCAACCGUCUGGUCUUCCAGGCGCUCAGACGCUAGGUUCUGAUGUCCCAGCCCCACGUCACUGGUACAUGCGUCACACAUGGGGCCAGCCUCCACGUCCAUGGACUUCUCACUGACGGGACUCAGCAGGACUUGUGGGCUGUCUGGGCCCGGAGAUCAUCUCAGUGCUGACUCCCCAGCCUGGCUGCUCAGCUCCUUGUCCGCUCCAGUCUUCUCCCUGCUCUCCUUCCUCCCUCUUCCUACCCGUUGCUAGAAUGGCUCUGCUUCUGUAGUCCCUGAGAGAGAAGAUCUGCCAAUGGUUAUGAAGCGGUCAAGGGCAAGGGAGCACCAGGUACCUCCUAAGUACAACGCGUUGGUACCUAAAUGAGCCCUGUUGAUCCCCCUCCGCGCCUCCGGGUAUUUAGAUUUCUUUUCUCGCCCUUGGCAUCUGGUUAGCUUGAAGGUGGCAGUGUGGAGAACUCGACAUUUCAUUACUGAGUCUCUUCCAGGAUGAGAAAAGGACCCAUUCACGAAUAUCAGUGACUGCUGCUUUUUCUUUCUUCUUUUUUUUUUUUUUUUCCUUCAAAUGCUGCUCUAGGGAGAGAAACAGUCUCAAGACUUUAAUUUCUUGGGAGGAAGGGUUAGCCAAGGAGCAGCAUUCCCAGGGAAUGGCCACGUGUUCCUGGAGGAGAACGGAGAAGCAGAGUCCUUCGAGGCCCGUCCUGUUUAGAGCUCUCAGGGAGCACAGUGAGACCCCAAAGCAGAGGAAGGUCACUGCUACUCCAAGAUUCAUACUUGCUAUGAACUACGUUGCUGACUUCAAACCCAGAGAAGCAUCUUUCUUUUAGGUGGAAAUACAUAUUUAUUUUUUUUGUAAGUUAUACCAUUCUUUCACACUAGAUAAAACCAAGUUUUUCUUGGGGAUCUUUUUCUAACGACUUACACUGGAAACGUGAACAUUUGCAAAUAAUUUGCAGUAAAAAAAAAAUAUUCUGUUUCUUACUGAA
Molecule: messenger RNA, 6354 nt
Organism: Leopardus geoffroyi (Geoffroy's cat)
Lineage: Eukaryota; Metazoa; Chordata; Mammalia; Carnivora; Felidae
Gene: ABCC1
Product: ATP binding cassette subfamily C member 1
Exons: 31
Coding region: 175-4761 (1528 amino acids)
Biological process (GO): xenobiotic transport; glutathione transmembrane transport
Cellular component (GO): basolateral plasma membrane
Molecular function (GO): glutathione transmembrane transporter activity; ABC-type xenobiotic transporter activity; ATP binding
Source: RefSeq, a predicted model, not a curated record